Molecule: messenger RNA, 1592 nt
Organism: Calliphora vicina (urban bluebottle blowfly)
Lineage: Eukaryota; Metazoa; Arthropoda; Insecta; Diptera; Calliphoridae
Gene: Pgant8
Product: Polypeptide N-Acetylgalactosaminyltransferase 8
Exons: 3
Biological process (GO): protein O-linked glycosylation
Cellular component (GO): Golgi apparatus
Molecular function (GO): polypeptide N-acetylgalactosaminyltransferase activity
Source: RefSeq, a predicted model, not a curated record
AAAAAACUUAAACAUUUCAGUAAAAGCAACAACUACAACCCUCAUGAUGAUGAUGAUGAUUACCAUAAAAAAAGUUCGCAAUUAACCGGUUUUAAUGUUGAGCUCUCCGAGAGUCUGCCAUUGCAACGUUUAAUACCAGAUACAAGACACAAAAGCUGUAAAACCGAACUAUAUCCAGCCCACUUACCAAGCUGCUCAAUUAUAAUAAUUUAUCACAAUGAACAGGUCACUGUAUUGCUAAGGACACUUUAUACAAUUAUAAAUCAAACACCCCUGGAGCUGCUAAAAGAAAUUAUAUUAGUCGAUGACUAUAGUGAGCCGAAUAUAGAAAUCGAUCAGCACAUAGAGACACAAUUCCCAGAUAUAGUCAAAAUAAUACAUCUUCCCCAAAGAGAAGGAUUGAUUAGAGCCCGUUUGAGAGGAGCCAAAGUUGCGCAGGCAGAAGUUUUAGUAUUUUUAGAUGCCCAUGUUGAAGUCAAUGAGAAUUGGUUGCCUCCCCUACUAACGCCCAUUGAAGCAGAUGCUCAAACAUGCACCACCCCCAUUAUUGAUAUUAUAAAAUAUGAUACUUUGGAGUAUCAGGGUUCUAUGCCCUCGAGAGGAGGUUUCAACUGGCAGUUUAAUUAUGUACAAUUGCCUUUGCUGCAGGAGGAGAAAGAUUUGCAGCCUAGAGCUCACAAUAAUCCCAUAAUGAAUGGUGGCCUAUUUGCCAUUAGAAAGGAUUAUUUUUGGUUAUUGGGAGGCUAUGAUGAGGGUUUAGAGAUCUGGGGUGCCGAACAAUUUGAAUUGAGUUUUAAAUUGUGGCUGUGUGGUGGCCGGCUUUUGGAAGUGCCCUGUUCUAGGGUGGGUCAUUUGUAUCGAGAUCCGGAAUUUAGGGUAAACUAUACUGCCACAGAAGAUGAUUUUAUUUCCAAAAACUACAAAAGAGUAGCUGAAGUCUGGAUGGAUGAAUACAAGGAGUUUUUGUAUGAACAUAUACCCAAACUUAAUCAAAUCGAUGCUGGCGAUCUAAGUCAACAAAAACUAUUACGAAAACAGCUAAAUUGCAAACCCUUCAAAUGGUUUCUUAACAAUAUAGCGCCCGAUCUGUUAAAAGCUUAUCCACCACUCAAGCCCAAUGAUUUUGCAUGGGGUGCCAUACAAAGUCUGGCUGUACCCAAGCUCUGCCUAGACUUAGGUUCCACCGAAAGACGCCAGAUUUUAAAAGAUGCUUUAAAACCCUGCUCACCUGAUCUUAAAUAUCCUUAUGUUAAACAAAAAUUUCAUUUAAGUUUCCGGCAUGAUCUGCGCCAUCAAGGCAACUGCUUAGAAGUUCAAUCUUGGUCUUCUGCAGCCCCCAUUUGGUUAUGGCCUUGCCAUAACUUAGGCGGUAAUCAAUAUUGGUAUUAUGAUCGCAAUACCCAAAUGCUGGUACAGGGAAAGGCUGAUUAUACAAAACGUUGUUUAGACUUGGACAGAGAUAGUCUUAGGAUUUUUGUAAGCUAUUGUGAUUUUGCUAAAAUAGAACAGAAAUGGCAAAUAGGUUAUGUUAAUCAAACGGCCAUGGAUCAUUUCUUUGAGGAGUGAGUAAAUAAAGUCAAAAAACUAAUAAA